This is a messenger RNA of Monomorium pharaonis (pharaoh ant), 1655 nucleotides long. RefSeq names its product bifunctional methylenetetrahydrofolate dehydrogenase/cyclohydrolase, mitochondrial (gene Nmdmc). Bases 414 to 1454 code for a protein of 346 amino acids. The transcript is spliced from 4 exons. The record is from RefSeq and is a predicted model, not a curated record. Lineage: Eukaryota; Metazoa; Arthropoda; Insecta; Hymenoptera; Formicidae. Gene Ontology annotation, cellular component: mitochondrion. Gene Ontology annotation, molecular function: methenyltetrahydrofolate cyclohydrolase activity; methylenetetrahydrofolate dehydrogenase (NAD+) activity; methylenetetrahydrofolate dehydrogenase (NADP+) activity. Gene Ontology annotation, biological process: tetrahydrofolate interconversion.
UAAUAGCGUCACGAGCAUGGAGCCCGCGCACUCAACGGCGGAAUCUGACCGGCUCCGUUUUUUCCGCGUGAUCUCGCCGCCCCGGAGGAGACAGAACUGGUCGGACGAGUGUCCUAAUCGCCUUUCACUCGCCUGUCUCUCGCCGUUCGGCAGUUGAUCGAUUUUGCAAUUCCCGCAGUGCUAUAUCGGCCCCCUGCGAACCGCGGGCGGGUGAUUAUCGCGGACGACGUCAAGACUGUUUGUCCGGUUAUCGCGUCCGUUGUUGCGUAUACACCAGCUGUACGAGCCCCCCUCGCCGUUAUCGGGACUUGCACAAGACCCCUGCAGCGAGAAUCCCGCGUCGUGUCGCCGGAUUUUGGAAACUUGAUGGCAUGCGGUAGCACACCGACGAGUCAGAUCAGCUUACGAAUCCCAUGAAGCAACAGCUAGCAACAAUGUUCUCCUGGAGGAAUGUCGUCUCCCUCGUCUCGCAGAAGUUUGUGAGGAAGUUACAUCUGUCGAAAGUCCGGCAAGAAGCUGUGAUCAUAGAUGGGACUAAAAUAGCAGAGGAGAUUCAAGAGGAAUUAAAGGUGGUUGUAGAAACUUGUAUACAUGCAGGAAAAAAGAGGCCAAAGCUGGUGGCGAUAUUAGUGGGGAACCAUCCAUCCAGCAAAGCAUACAUUGGUAGGAAAAUGAAAGCAGCAAAGUCAAUAGGAAUCGAGAGUUACACUAUUCAUUUGGGAGAAAAUAUAACGCAAGCAGACCUGCUUAAGGAAAUUGAUAGUCUCAACAGAGAUCCGUCAGUUGAUGGUGUUCUGGUUCAGUUACCGCUGCCAAAGGGCAUGAAUGAGAGAGAAGUAUGUCAAGCGAUAGUUCCUAAGAAGGACGUGGAUGGCUUCCACUUGGAAAACCUUGGUAAUCUGACAUUGGACAAUAGCAGUAUUGUACCCGCCACUGCUCUAGCUGUUAAGGAACUGGUCCUCAGAAGCAAAAUCGAGACUUUUGGAAAGAACGCCGUAGUUGUGGGUAGAUCGAAACACGUCGGACUGCCUAUCGCACUUUUACUUCACGCCGAUGGCAAAGGUGAAACGGGCGCACUGGAUAUGACAACGACAAUCUGCCAUCGUCACACACCUCACACAGAGCUAGAGAAAUACACGAAACUAGCGGAUUUGGUGGUGGUGGCAGCCGGGGUUCCUGGCUUGAUUACCAAGGAAAUGAUAAAACCAGGUGCCUGCGUUAUCGAUGUGGGUAUCACCAGGGUGAAGACAGCAGAAGGCAAGCAUCGUCUGGUGGGGGACGUGGAUUACGACAACGUGAAAGAGAUUGCUGGGCAUAUCACGCCGGUUCCUGGCGGUGUUGGCCCCAUGACGGUCGCGAUGCUGAUGAAGAAUACGGUUACGGCCGCUAUGAGGAAUCAAGAAGACACAAAGCAAUCUGACCAAUUAGAAGACAGCAAGGCAUUUAUAUGUUGACAUACGACGAAUAGCUUGUUUUAGGACCUCCGUUUGAUGAUUGUUGUAUUUUGUAAUACACAAAUGAAGUAUUAUUCUUGCAAAGAUAAUUAUAAAUAAAAUUGUUUAUCCAUUUAAUUUAAGCAAUGUUAUCUCAGACCAUUAUAUAUAUUUAUUAAAAAGAAGAAAAUUGUAUCAAAAAUAAAAUCUGUUUCUUUUAUA